CGUACGAAUUGGGUACUGGGAAUGUUGCCUCGCCGGAAAGCAGCCCGGAGGGAGAGGUACAGAGAUCAAGUGGAGGGCUUGGCAGUGGCGUAGUAGGUGGAUCAGCAACAGCGAGAUCAUCGUCAGUGCCACCUGACUUCAUUUCUGAAUCUGCGCGGCAUUCAGGGGCGGGCUUGGUACAACUACCGCAAAGUACAGGACAAGUAGACGCUCUGCGAAGCCGAAGCGCGAUCCCGAACCCGCUUCUAGCGCAGUCCGAGCCUGCCAACCUGUCUCGUUUAGCCGGCCGGCUCGGCGGGCCAAAAUCUGCGUCGACGCCGACCAGUAUCAGACUUCCGGUGCGAGGUAUGCAUUGCAAAAGUUUUUCACUAGAAGUAGGAAUUUUUGCAUCAGAAAUGAUUUUUGCUGAAGGAAAAAUGAAACUUCUCAUGCAGGUUGAGGUAGAAAACCACGUUUGUCAUGCAUGAUUGCAAUUAAACUACGAGCGCAAGAAUACUUUUGCAGGGGUUUAUACGAGGUGAAGGCACUGCUCGAGACUUUCCGUCCUUCAACUCGCUAUCGUCGUCCGCAGGCGGAGAUGAUUACGAUCGUACGUCCUCGUCUUUCCAGUCCUCGCAACCCAAAAGCCCUUCCGUCGCCUUGCAUGCUCCGCCGGUUGCCCAGCCGUGGCGGCAGCGCCCGGUGGGGGAUCAUGCGAGAGUCCGGGGAAAGGGCAAUGUAGUCGUCAAUCGUUUUUCUGGGUCCGUGCAGAGCAUGCUGGCGGCUCCUCCGGUGCACAACGAUCCUCCAGGGCAGACCUUUUCUGCUGCACCAAAAGCCAAAGUGGGAUCGAGCGCAUUAAACUUGGAAAGUGAAACAAAUCAGGACAAUGAGGAAGAAGAUGUGUCGAAAAAAUCCGGAAUCGAAGAAUUGCAAGCGCAAGCUGAGCC
Messenger RNA from Amoebophrya sp. A120, 929 nucleotides. The record is from the annotation of a GenBank genome assembly. Lineage: Eukaryota; Dinophyceae; Syndiniales; Amoebophryaceae.